Messenger RNA from Leptosia nina, 1476 nucleotides. Lineage: Eukaryota; Metazoa; Arthropoda; Insecta; Lepidoptera; Pieridae. The record is from the annotation of a GenBank genome assembly.
AUGAGAAUUGUUAUUCGCUUACCAGCUUCCUAUUAUAAUCGUUUCCAUAUACUUCGCCUUCUAAGCACUCAUCCCACAUUACAAUCGACAGAGGAGGCUCACUUGUUGAGUGACUCUGGCGUGGUGUUGCCAGUAUUCUCCUACGGCACCGGAGUGGGAUGGAUGUCGCCGAUGGGUCCGCUGCUCAUGUCUAAUGAAAGCCCGGCAGAGCAACCGGUACAUCCCGAUGUCGUUUCCUGGAUGGCAUCUGCCGCUUAUUUAGUGGGAACGCCGGCGGUUUUCCUCUUUGGAUAUAUCGUUGAUAACUAUGGGCGAAAGAAGGCAUUAAUGUUGACAUCAUUGUCUAUGGCUGUCUGCUGGAGCUUGAAGUUGUACUCGACAGAAACCUGGGCCCUAAUCACAGCGCGGGCUAUAGUGGGUUUUGGUGUGAGCGGCUCCUAUGUGGUCACACCUUUAUACAUCAAGGAAAUUAGUGAAGACUCGAUACGAGGGACGCUGGGAAGUCUCGUCGUCCUCUCGCAGAACUUGGGAAACUUGGCCGUGUAUUUGCUCGGAGAAUAUCUGAGUUACCACGCGACUUUGUGGAUUUGUUUGGCUGUACCACUGAUACAUUUGCUGGUGUUCUGUACGAUGCCUGAAACGCCGUCCUUUCUGUUGAAGACGGGGAAAGUUGAGGAGGCUCGUGACGCGCUAGCGUGGCUGAGAUGUCGCCAAGUGACAGAUGCAGCGGUUGAAAGUGAACUGCAGCUGUUGCUUUUGGAAUUGGAGCAUAGUAAACCGACAAGAUUUUUCUCGACAUUCAAAGAUAUAGUAUCAAACAAAUGUACAUUCCGUGCAUUCCGGAUCACGCUAAUAAUUACGGUUGCGCGUGAGUUGUGCGGGUGUCUUGCUGUUCUGCACUUUGCGUCGACGAUCUUCAGUAAGGCCGGUGGAGGCUUAGCGCUGACUCCGAACCAACAGGCGACCAUAUUGGGUGCUGUCCAAUUGGUCGGUUCCUGUACAGCGUCCAGUCUUGUUGAGAAAACUGGCAGGAAGCCCCUCUUAGGCAUGACAUGUUUAGUGUCAGGCAUCGCUCUAACAGUCCUGGGAGGUUGGUUCUUCGCGGAAACGGAAGCUGUAGCCUGGUUGCCAAUAUGCGCGCUUUGCUUAUGUAUCUACUGCGAUGCUGCUGGGUUACAACCAGUUCCAUUUGUCAUCAUGACUGAAAUGUUUUCCUUCCAGCAUCGUGGGACCGUCACAUCGAUUGUGAUAGCGUUUGCGUGCGCGCUAGUCUCCAUAGAACUGCGAGUGUUCCAGCCUCUAUCUACGGCAGUGGGAAUAUUCUUAGUUUUCUGGUUGUUCGCUGGAGUCUGCAUCAUCAGCACAGUGUACAUUGCCUUGUAUGUCCCCGAAACUAAGAUGAAAACGAUGGACGAGAUUCACGAACUGCUCAGAGGCAAGAAAAAGGAUGAAGAAUCAGCGGUCACUAAGUUGUAA